GUAUUUUGAAGAAGUCAUGCAGUGAUUAUUUUCCUCUGUGAGUGGGAGAGAGAUGACACAUGGUAAUUUGAAAGGGAGUUUCCCACAGACAGAAAAAUACUGAAAGGCCCUGACAGGUGUGUUUACCCUGAGAGGGUGAGCUGCAGACACCUCUGUCAGCAGGUUCAACAUGGCUGUCUUGUUCUGGGCUUUAUCUCUGAAUAAUUAGGACAUGAUGUGGAAAGAUCUGACCCCGUUGGAUGCAGAAUUCAGCGUCUGGCGUGUGUGGAUGUUUGUGUUCAGAUAAAAAACUCUGAAGGCCGUUUUUUUCUCCUAAUCUGCGCUAAAAGAUUACUGAUGUGUCCUUGUUCAAGUAUUUCUGUUGCUUAUCUUGUACUAAUGACGGCCUGCAGGUAUGUUUGAGUGAACAGACAUGGAAGGACGCUGGAGGAGGGGGGAGGAGAGGGCAGAGAAGAGCCGUAGCUCUUCCAGUUAACUCUCUGACCCCCUUCAAAGUGACUUCAAGGAUCAUAGACGAGUGUGUCGGUAUUACCCAACAGUGCGCCAACUCAAUGAACCAAAACCACAGUCGACUACGUCAGCAUGUUUCAGGUGAAGAUGUCGACUUUAACUUUCAAUUAUGACCAAGAAUAAAGGAGAGGUUUAAAGUGAUGCCUCUGGGGACUAUGAACGUCUUCAGCAGUAGUUAGUGAACUACAGUACAGGCCAAAAGUUUGGACACACCUUCUCAUUUAAUGCAUUUUCUUUGUUUUCAUUACUAUUUAAAUUUUAGAUUCUCAAAACUAUGAAUGAACACAUGUGGAAUCAUGUGCUUAAGAAAAAAGUGUGAAAUAACUGAAAACAUGUUUUAUAUUUUAGAUUUCUCAAAAUAGCCACCCUUUGCUUUUUUGAUAGCGCUGCAAACUUUAGCUGUUCUCUCAAUGAGCUUCAUGAGGUAGUCACCUGAAAUGGUUUUUACUUCACAGGAGUGCCUGAAGUAACCCUGACAAGGUACUUCUGUCAUCAAGAGCAAAGGGUGGCUAUUUUAAAGAAACUAGAAUAUAAAACAUGUUUUCGGUUAUUUCACACUUUUUUUGUAAGUACAAAAUUCUACAUGUCUUCAUUCAUAGUUUUGAUGCCUUCAGUGAUAAUCUACAAUGUAAAUAGUCAUAUAAAAAAAUAAAGAGAAGACAUUGAAUGAGAAGGUGUGUCCAAACUUUUGGCCUGUACUGUAUGUCGAUUAAAUGUUGUCAGUAUGAGGUUGAGGUUAAAUCGGGUUUAUGCUGGUAACACCGUACAAAUACCAGAGUCACCAAAGUCAGAAGGGUUCAUCCUCUGGGGAACACCAACACUAUAAAAAAGUCAAUGACACUCUUUAUUCAAUAGUUGACCUGUCAAGUUACUGGAAGUCUAAAGGGUUCAUCCUCUGAGGACAGUCAGUGUCAAACAAACUCCAGAAAUGAAGUUUUAAUCCCCGAGUGCUAACCUCUUUUUUGUGUCAGACGUCAAGUUAAAAAGCCUCUGAAGUCGGUUUGGUUCAUCCACUGGGGAGCAUGAAUGUUGCUUCAAACUGAAACCAGUCUAUGUCAAAGUAAUCCUCAUCAGUAACCGAGAAAAAUUAAGGAGGUUCAUGAAGUCACAGGAAUUAUCCAACUGGGGAUCAUGAUAAAGGGUGAGAUAAUCUCUAAAGGGUUUAACCUCUUAGGGACAUGAACACGAUUUCAGACCAAGGAGUUAUCUUCACAUUUCAUUGAUCGGUAACCAACAAUUUCAUCCUCUGAGAAACAGCAUGAAGGUCACCAAGGUUAGAAAGAUUUAUCCUCUGGGGAUCAUGAAUGUCUACUCAGAUGAAUCCUGAAGGUGCCAGAGGUUUGACCUUCAACACCGAGAACAUGUCCAAAUUUAGGUGGGAUCAUCCUCUGAGGAACAUAAAUUGAAUUUAAAGUGAGAUAAAUCUGUCCUAAAAAUUGGUGUUUGUCCUCUGGGGAUCAUGAAUAUCUGUUUUAGUUUCAUUUCUACCAUCUCAAAGUUUAUAUGUUUGAAGGUUAAAGGUAAAUCUUGACCUUUAGCUGCCAGACAAAAAGCUAAGAUCACUAAAGUCAGCGUGGUUCAUCCUCUGAGGAGCACCAAUAAUACUUAAAACUGAAAACUGUCCCUAUAUACGUUUUUUUUUCUCCUUUCUCCAGGAAUUGUUCGUCUUUAAAGCGAUGGAGGAUGAAUAAUGAGGGUCUGUCGUCUGGGGAGCAUGAAUGUCAGAUCAGAUGUUCCUCCAGAGGCUGAACCGAACCGCAGCAGAGGCUCAACAAUGUGAGUAAAAACAACACCAAUGAUGGCGAGCGAACAAUAGCGUUGUGGUGGACACGUCUGUUUGAUGAAUGGGUGUUUUCAGCAGCGCAGGAAGUCGCGUCUAUAUAAGGACUCUGCGGCCAACGCCCCGAACUCUAAUAAGCACGUGCGGGCAGAGUCCUCGCCACAGCAUGGGGGGAGGGCGUGGACCAAUCAGAAGCUGCGGUGUCGUUAUCAUCAGCACCUCUGGCUCUGGGAAGAAACUAUUGAUGCAUCCUGACAAAAACACUGAUGUGUUUCUACAGGCCGCCAUGUCAUCGCCAUCAUCAUCAUCAGAUUAAUCAAUUGUAAUCAGCGCCCGGUCCGCGCGUGUGUGUGUGUGUGUGUGUGUGUGUGUGUGUGUGUGUAUAUGUGUGUGUGUGUCUAAUUUGGUCUACUGACUGUCUAAUCUGAUAAACGCUCGGAGCAGAGGACCACGCUGUUUGGUCCAGGACAUCACACACUUUUAAUCCACGUGUGCGCUGACGCCACCGGCGAGGGUCUGCAGCCUGUAAUAACCACAAAACCACACAGAUAACGCUCCGGGUUUGAGCCCCUGAUUUUAUUAAAUGAGCUCUGGGAGGCCUGGAGAGAGAGAGAGAGAGAGAGAGAGAGAGAGAGAGAGAGGGAGAGAGAGAGGGAUGGGAGGAGGAGUGGUAGUGGACAGGAGGAGUAGGAGGAGGAGGAAUAGUUUGGAGAGCCGGGUGAAGUUAGAGUAACUCCAGAUAGACAGAUAGGAGCUCAGAGAGAGAGAGAGAGAGAGAGACAGAGAGGAAAAAUGCACAAAGUCUGAUUUUAACGUUUAAAACAGACAUGAAGAUAUUUUAGAAAUGAGCAGAAGAAGCUUAAGUUAAAUUAAAUUGUUUUUAGUUUUCAUUUGUGCAUUAUUUAGAUUUUUUAAACAGUUUUUCCAGCGAAUAUUUAGUCAGAGUGUGUGUGUAUGUGUGUGUGUUUUUUUGUAUAUGUGUGUGUGAUAUAGUAAACCAUGGAGCUGGAGCGUUUAGGUGGCAGCGGGGUUAAACCCGAGAAGGACAACAGUCGUCUCUACAGGGUGGCUCUGGCCAUGUGUGUGUGCGUCUGCGCCGCUCUGCUGCUCACUCUCAUUCUGGGUAAGUCCUCUGCAAACACUGACUCUUCUUCUUCUUCUUCUUCUUCUUCUUCUUCUUCUCCUGCAGCCGAGUUAUAAUUUGUGAGGAAUUUGGCAGAAAUGUUUCAUACAGUAGGAACUCAGAUUAUAGUACAUGCAGACUGUAAAUACACACUGAAGGAGCAAAGGUCUGUGUGGAGGGAUCGCAGCCACGGCGGGUAACUCGUGUCAAACUAUUUUUGGUUCAUAUAGGGUUUCAUACACGCCCACGUAAACAUGCAGAACCUCGGACUCAGAACCGCCAAACUGAACUCUGGGAAAGGAGGAAAGAAUGUGUAUGUUGACACUUUGUGGGUAUUUGUUUCCUGCAGUAUGUGAAAUUAAUUAAGGGGGAUUGUUUGGAGGACAAUGGGUGGGGUGUGUGCGUUUCUUUAUUUCCAAGGAGGGUGUAAUUAACACGGACGUUUUGAAAUACAGCGAGGGUCAGAUCGACUUUUAAUUUCCGCCUAUUGUCCGACUGUAAGCAGACGUAAAAAUCAUUAAAAAGACGAGAGACAAUUUAAAAGUUUAUCAACUUUAAAGAGUUUUGACUAAUUUACACUACAGGCCAAAAGAGUUGGGAGUAACUUCAAGUUUCUGUUCACAACGAUUUUUUAAAAUCCAGCAUGAGUUUUAUGUAUUUUGGGAUGUAUUUACUCCAUGAUCAGAUGUUGCUUUCAUGGGAAUGCACCAUUUUACUCCAUUUACCUUUAGAUAUACAUUGAUGUUAACAGACCGUUGCUAAAUAUAUGUCAGCAAAAGAUAAUAAGGGUCGAAAACAUUUGCAAGAGUCACAACUUCAGUGCAAAAGCAAAAAAAAAAAAACAAAUCACAGUUGGAUUAUUCACUUCAACUUUUUGUCUUUUGAGAGUCUGCAGACAAAAUCCUAAUAAAUCUCAACUGUGUUCAAACUACAGCAAACAUGGGUAGAAAGAAGCAACUGAGUAAAGAAACAAAAGUGCAGAUUUGUACAUCGAGGAAAGAAGGAAACACAGAAAGAGAAAAACGCCUAAAGGUGUUUAACAAAGGAGUCCACUCCACUCUGAAGAGACGAGAGGAACCUGGAAGUUCUGAUGAUAGAAAAAGACCUGGACGAAAGAGAGUUACUACAAAAGCAGAGGAUAAACAUAGCAUUGUCACCAGGAAGAGAGAUCGGCGAAAGACAGCACCAAAAAUAAGGGAGGAAAUCAACAUGACAAGGUCGAAACCCACAUCUCUGAGAACCGUGAUGUUUGAGAAAGGCUGGUCUGAAGGGUUGUGUAUCUGCAAAAAAACACGACUUCGUCCACAGAACAAGAAAAAGAGAUAUGAGUGGGCAAAAACUCACAAAAAUUGGACUAAUGAUGAUAGAAACAAGUUUGAACUGUUUGGUUCCAAACUCAGAGUCUAUGUCCGCUGACAAACUGGUGAACGUCUGAAAGCUCCAUGUGUUUCACCCACAAUUCAGCAUGGAGGUGGUAGUUCUAUGGUAUGGGGAUGUUUAUCAGGUGAUGGAGUAGGAGAUUUGUUUGAAGUAAAGGGUAUCAUGAAGAAGGAACAGUACCACUCCAUCCUCCAGCACCAUGCUGCUCCAUCUGGACUCAGACUUGUGGCUCAUAAGUUUGUUUUGCAGUGAGACAAUGACCCUAAGCUCUCUGCCGAGCUCUGUCAGGGUUACCAAGACAAAAAAGAAGAGGAAGGUGUUCUUCAAAAGAUGGUUUGGCCCCCUCAGUCUCCAGACCUUUCUCCUACUGAGCUUGAGCGGGACGAAUUGGAUCGAUCGGUCAGAAAAACUCGUCCCACGAAUCAGCGUCUCUUUUUAAUGAACUUAAGAAAGCUUGAAUGUAAUCCCUGGAACAGACCUUAGAAAACUUGGUGAACGAAUGCCAGAGGAGGUUACUUUAAAGAAAGUCUAACAACAAAAACUCAAAUACCUCAGAAUUAUAGUCAAAAUGUCUUCUGAUAAGUUACUCUUUACACAAUAGUCAUGUUUAUUGUGUUGUAAAUUAUAUAAAUGAAACUAUGAUCUUUUUUUGUACUAAUCUGAUCUUCCAAACUUUUGUCCUAUAGUGUACUUAUUUAGUCCAACAGAAGACAAUAUUAAAGCUCCUAUAAAGAACUUUUUCAUCUUGAUUUUGGCGCCCCCUGUGGACAAAGGGGCACCUCUUACAUUUUUGCUGAUUUUGUCCUACACAUUUGUUAGUUGGUCGUGCAAAAUGUUGCAGAUAGUUUGAUAAUAAAUUGAAAAUAGUGCGAAGAAAAUGUGUUGAAAGUUGAAUCUAAAAAUGUGUUUUAUCAAAAAUUCACCUUUUUUUGUAACACAAUACUAAAAAGUUGACAACAAGCACUAAAAAAGUUGAACAAAAGUGUCUGAGUUCAUCGAUUUCAGGAUAAUUUUUCUGUCUGGAAUUACAAAUAAAAAUUUGAUGAUUUUUUUAAAACAUUGAUCAGAAACCCUGAGGCGUCACUGCGUUAGAAGCAGACAUGACUCUGGAGUGGAAGUCACCGCACUCCGCCCUCCAAAAAACAGUGUCUGUGAACGGUGUGUUUCUGCGUCUGUAAGAGCAGGUUAAAGUUGAGUAAACCGUCUGUAAACAUGACCCAGUCACACACUUGGACCGGGUCAGUGUGGUACGUCAUCUAAACCCGUAACCAUUAACAGACGGUUCUGAGACGCCCUGAAAAACGUCACUCAGGCUGAAUGUUUCAUUUUUAAAGAGACACAGAAAACCCUGAAAAUGAAAACCGCACUUUGAUUUCUUGGAGUUUCAGUCGAUGAGUCGAAUGAACUCGAAACUCUGUGAGUCAUAAACCGGCGAAGCUCAGGCCGAAGUAAGAAAUCCAAGAGUUAGAAACUACCCCCUUAAUAAGUUUGUUAACACUCUUUAAAAUAAAUCUACUUUUCUUUUUUUUCUUAAUACGACAGUUUAAACCAAGUGUGAAGAGUUUUUAACUUGGAGUAAAACAAAAUUUCUCUGUAAACGGACAAAAAAUCAUAUUCAAAAGUCAAAUUUUCCGUUUCUUUUCUCAAACUUUCUCAGUGAGGAGUUUAUAACUGAAAAGGUCAACAGGAUCAGCUGCUAAGACUAAAGAUCCUCCAAAGAGUCUAAAUCCUGAAUCUGGAUCCAUCAAAAUCUGAUCCCUCUAAAACUCAAAGAGAUAUUUAUCUUUAUCUCUGCUGAUGAAAAUACAAACAGGAAAAAAGGAAAACUUCUUUUUUUGUUACUUGUGUGACUUUCAGGGACUCCACAGACUCACAGGAAGUUCCCUCACGCCAAGGUCAGACUUCACUUAAUAACCACGUCUGCUGCUCAGUCCAGCAGGAUCUCAGGACCUGAUGACCUCGAACUAUCGAUCGCUUUAUCCUGCGAUUCAGGGAAUGACCAUCAUGUCAUCACGACCUCCAGACAGAAAGUCUCACAUGUUUAUUUCACACCUGUCCCGCCACGUCAGGGACAUCGGCCAAUGAGAGCGCGACAAAAGUCAAAUGUUUUUAAGUUCUUUAUUUUUGCAGUCCUGUCAGUUAUAUCUGUUUAUAUUCAUGGAAAAACACGAGAUACUACUUUGAUUGUGUAAGUUUCUGUUUUAUGAGUAUUUGAUUGAUGAUUGUUAAUAUUUCAGUCGAUUGAUCUCCUUGAAUUUCAUUCCUAAUCCUCGCCCAGUUCGAUCGUCUUCAUUCUGACAUUUCCACUGAAAUCGUUGAAGUCGUACGAUAAAUCACUUCGCCUGGUUCAGCUGUUCAGAAAACACGAGUACUGAAAGUUAGUUUGUCGUCUUUAUCACAGGAAGAUGAAGUUUAACGUGAGUUUUAAAGAUGCUGAUGAUAGCUCGAUCUAAGCUAGCUGUGCUCGCUGGUUUCCGCUCUUUGUGGUUGAAGUUUUAGUUUUAAUUAAACAUGCGCUGAUAAAUCGUCCGAUCGAUUGACGCCGAUUUCCAGGAUCGGUGAUUGGCUGAUCCUAACACAUAAAACCGAUUUUAUCCACCGAUCUUAUCGACCUCAGCAAAGGUCUGAAAGUCAGAAUGACAGGCCCGCCAGUUCAGUUUGUCCUGUCGAUUUUUAUUUUACUAACUUCUUUAAACCUUUUGAUUUCAUUUAUCUGUUGAAGUAAAAUACUGCUGUACAUUUGGUUUGGUAAGAGGCUCAAAACAGACCUGCAGUCUGACCUGUAUGUGACCAAGUACUGUUAAUUUAGGAACUGAUAUAAUUUAAUAGUUUGGACAGAAAUAUUCUCAACUUUUCAUUUACAUUAGAGAGAACGACCUCAUGUGCAGUUAAACACAAGAAGGUUGUAUUGUUCCAUAAGUAUUGUUCUAUGUUUUUCAUUCAAAUAAGAUCGGAGCAUCGAAGGUGUUUGUUGUCAGUUAUAAAAAAAAUCAGUAUCUGCAGGUCAAGCUUUUUAAAGAUCGGUGCAUCUCUAGUUCUAAUAAACUCAUGUAUUUAGUUGAUUUUAAUGCUCAGAUUUCCCUCCCAGAGUUGGUCUCUGAGUGAACUGACUGUAAGAGUGGUUAUGGUUGGGAAAGUUCGGGGCGGGGUAAGUAAGUAUUGUUUAGUUGUUAUCGAGGGGAGCAGACAUUCUUGUGGCGUCUCUGAAGCGUAAUUAUGUACACGGCGGUGUUUGCGCUCUAAUGGAAGAGCUCCUCGAGUCUCCAGCCGUACAGACGAGCGGACACUGAAGUGUGAGAGUUUGAUUUACCGUCACUCUGAGCUGGAUUUCUAAAACGAGAGUUUGUACGUUUGUGUUUGUUCGGUAUCUCAGGACUGAACGUGAACCCCGGUGUGCGUCCGUGUUUUCAGGGUCGCUCCAGGCCAAACGGGUCACACAGGGUUGAACCUGCGAUUGUGUGCGUUUCCACCAAGAGUGGGCACAACCUUAAGGGACCCUCGUGAGUGCGCUCUAACCAGACAACAUGACCAGUCAACCUCUGAGGUCAGACAUUGUGGCGCAGCUCUGUAACGCUCCACUCAUCCGUUCACAAUAGGGAUUUGCUUUCUAAAUCUGUCUGCUUACUUUAGGGGCUCGUCCCGCCGCCUCUGUUUGCCUCCAGAGCCACAUCACACGAGCGUUUCUGCCAAGAGGUUCGAGCAGCAGGAUCGCGUUCACCUUCGAGAGAAAGGAAGUGGAGCUGCGGUCGAGCUGCGAGGAGGAGUGUAAACAAUGAGCGGCUGUACUCUGAGCGCCUUAUUUUAGACGUGUGCGGAGUAAUCACAAUCGACAGUCCGGCCAAGUUAAAAGCCUGGUGUGUAUUUUGGAAAGUUCUGUGUAAAUAAAGAUUUCAGGGAGGGACACGGCGAAAAACUGAGCGCUGGUUGCAGGUGGUGUCUUUCCAUGGCGGCGGCGGCCGCGGCGGGUAUAAGGUUAAAAACUGAAUCUGCUGUUGACUCUGUGCGAGCGCUCUCCAGCUGUAUCAACUGCACUUUGGUCUGUAUUUGGUCAAAAAAAGUGAAUUAUGGGACUGUUCCUCUCCGCUCUGAUAACCGGUAUCUUAUUUUGGGAACAUGACACAAAGAUUAGCAGGAACUUUCAGCUCCGUGUGCAGCUGUUAGUAAAGUGUUGUAGUGGAGUAAAAACUCAACAAAAACACUCAAAAAUGAAGAGUUUAACAUCUGGAUUUAGUCAAGCAGAAAGAAAAUCAGUCAUGAUGAAAUACCCAAAUAUUUACUUUUACUACAGUAGAAGUACAGCCUUUAAAAUCUACUUGAAGUCCUGAGUAUUAAUCCCUUUAACCCUCCUGUUAUCCUUGAGCUCAAUUUGACCCCAUUUAAAAACAUCAUAGUUGACUUUUCUUUGUUUUGCUUCAUAUUUUAUGACUUUUCCUGAUUAGAUGGGACGACUGAUUAAGCAUAAAAUGAUCAUGAUGAUAUAUUUUUAAUGUGCUGUACAUUAAAUUUGAUCCCAAGCUGUUUCGGCUGUGUAAAACAUGCGUGUGUGUGUGUGUGACCCAACAUCCCCGUACCUACAGAUGAAGAGCUGAUACUUUUGAGUUGAUAACAUAACAGGUAGAUGGAGAAAACGACUAUUCCCUCCAGAACUUGGUGUGGACAUGUGGGAAACGACUUGACUCGCACCCAAUCGUUCAAACUAAACUACAAAUCCCUUUAAAAUGAUCAUCUCGUUCGUUUUCUUCCGCUUCGUCUGGGUCGCAGCUUCAGGAGGGAAGCCCAGACGGCCCUCACCCCAGCCACUUCCACCAGCUCCUCCUCCGGGGGGAUUCCCAGGCGCUCCCAGGCCAGGCGAGAGAUAUAAUCCCUCCACCUGGUCCUGGGCCGACCACGAGGUCUCCUCCCGGUGGGACAUGUCUGGAACACCUCUAACAGGAGGCGUCCAGAAGGAGUCCUAACCAGACGCCCGAGCCACCUCAGCUGACUCCUCUCAGUUCGACUCUGAGCGCCUCCCGAGUGUCCGAGCUCCUUACCCUAUCUCUAAGGCUGAGCCCGGACACCCUGAGGAGGAAACCCAUUUCAGCUCCAGAAAUGAUUAAAAAAACUACAGAAAGUUACAUAUUUUUGAAAAAGUGCUUUUUGUGAAUGUUUUGGCCAAAAUACAUUCAGGUCACUGUGAAUAAAUAUUUUUUAUAAACAUUUUCAUUUCGUUCUCUUUCCUUUUUCCUCAGUUGCUCAAAAAUCAAGUCAGCAGGAGUUUUGUCUGACCCCAGAAUGCAUCGAAGCAGGUAAGGAGUCACGUUACAUCAUUAUUAAUUAGAACGCCAUCUUUUCUGAGAAUCUACGAGCGUUAAUUUCUUCUUAAGCUAAACUGAAAAGUCAGAGUUUUUCUUCCUUUUCUUUCCAGCGGGGUCUAUCCUGAAUAAGAUGGAUCAGUCCGUGAACCCCUGUGAAGACUUUUAUACCUUCUCCUGUGGGGGGUGGUUAAAGGAAAACCCCAUCCCUGAAGAUUCCUCGUCCUACGGUAUCUAUCCUUGGCUGCGACAGCAUGUGGACAUCCGGCUCAAAGGUUUGUACGCAGAUUCUACAUCUACACCUGAGGUUCAGAGUGUCAGAGGUCAAACUUACAGCACAGGUCCGAGAGGUUCGUUCAUGUCAGGGUCCUGGAUUUGUGUUUUCUGUCCACCAGAGUUACUCGAAGCUCCUGCAGAACCUGAUGAACUGGAGGCGGUGACCAAGGCGAAGGUCCUCUAUCGCUCCUGUAUGAAUGAGAGUGAGUAACAACACACACACACACACACACACACACACACACACACACACACACACACAUUAUAAGAAAUUUCCAGACGCACACACGAACAUGUUUUUGUCACUUCAGAGGACUUUGUACUUGAAAUCAUUCGUCACACAGAGGACCUCCUCUAACCAUCAUGCUAACCACAACAUCUACAACAUAAACUCGAACCUCUUCACUGUAAACUGAAAUCGAGUCCCUGAAUGGAUACACAAACAACAAAACCAAUCACACACACAAACAUGUCUUCAGGUAUUGUGGGGACUAUGGCUUGAAAAAGGAUUUGUUGGGACCCAGAUGACUCAAUCAUCCCGAAUCCAUUUCUGGCUCCAUCCUUAAGUAUAACUCAGCUCUUCAACAGAAACCACAUGCUCACAAACAAAGAGCUCUCUGAACAAGUUCGGACCUCCAGAACAAGUCCCGGUUCUCUUUAAGUCCAAACAGGUUUCCACAUUUGAGCUGUAAGGCGAUAAAAAACACAUGAACACAAUUAUAAAAUUAAAUUAAAUGAGCUCGUAUUGUUCCCUGUGACGUAUGUGUGUCAUAUCAGCAGUAAAAGAAUAAAUAUAUAAAGAGACCUCAUACUGAGGCGUCAUACUGAGUAAUGACUCAGCAUGAAAUCAUCAUUUAUACAUUAUCUCAUCAUUAUUUACUCCCUAUUUGUGUCUCCUACGGUGAAAUGAGGCAAAACUCAGCUUUGUUCAUACAGCAUGUUUCAUACCUGCAGCACAAAGUGAGGAGUAGGAGUUCAAUAAUGAUUAUUAUCUUAUUAUUAUUAGUUAUUCUAUCUACCUAUUGUGAAGGGAGACGUCAUAAUAGUUACCAUUACCUCUAAUGUUCGCAUGUUUAACCCCCGAUUUCCACCGCAUCCAGAACGUCUACGAAAAGGCUGUAUCCGCCGAUCGUAGCUGAUCGUAACCAACUAAAUUUAACGUUCUCUGUGUGCGCUAACAUAGCGAUACUGGAGCAGAUGGACACCAAGCCGAUGUUAAAAACUCUGAAACAGCCGGAGUUUCGGUGGCCUGUUGUGGGGGAUGGGCUCGGCGGGGAGUAUGAGUGGUCGGAGAGGCAGUGGAGCCUCCUGAAGACCCUGGCGCAGAUGAGGAACCAGCACAGCAAGAGUGUCCUGAUCCGCAUCUACGUCUCGCCGGAUGACAAGAACUCGUCACACUACGUCAUUAAGGUCGGACCCCUUCACUUCACAGUUCGUAGUCUUAUUCUUGGUUCGACAGCUGUCCACCUCUGUUUCUAACUUCUAUUUCCUGUCUUUCCGCAGCUCGAUCAGGCGUCCCUGUCUCUGCCUUCCAGGGAAGACUACACCACCAAUUCCUCGUCUGCCCGGGCCGUGAGUUUCCGCUUCAUUUUUCACCCUUUUUUAUUUUUUUUCCUCACCUGUCAUCUAAAAACUCCUCUCCCCGCAGUGGUAAUUUCCUCUCUGUUUGAAUGAUUAAUCGGAGCGAGAAAAUUCAGCCACCUCACUUAUCAGCAGUUCAUGUCGGCUUUUUAUAUCCGCACCUUUGAGUCAGAACGAGAGCAUCUUUCCAGACUCCACAUUUUCACAAACGUUAGACAAUCGUAGUUUCAUAAAUUAACAGUCGGAGAGGCGGCUUGAAUAUUGAUCGCCUCAUUAAGCCAGAACAAAACUGUUUUUUUCCUCUUAUCUGUUAUCUGCUAAUGCAACAUCUUGUUAAUGUCCCAAAACAGUAGCUGUGUGGUAAGUGUUAUAUACGAUAAAAAGUGUUUUAUAAAAUACACAUUGAAAGAGCAUUUAUAACAAAGACGCUUCAGAAAAAAAAGUCAAUAACUAUGAAGGUUAAAUAAUAAUAAAACUGUUUAAAAUGUGACCUACAAACAACAAACAAACAAAAGCAAACAAGAUUAUUAGUAAAGAAACUGUGACUUCUAUUUAUUAUUUUUUUAUUUUUAUUUUUAUUUUUUUAUUUUUUAUUUUGUGUAUUUUGUUAACCAAUGUGUAUCAAGUACUCAACUUCUUGCUUGUAAUUUUUUGCACGAAUUAUAAAUUUAUUUAAAAAAAACAAAGAAAUUAAAAUCUUCAAAAUAUUAUUUAAAAAAAAAAAGAACCUUAAGUAAAAAAAAACAAAACAAAACAAUCAGUGGCAAAGAAACUGUGAUUGUUUUAUUUAUGAUUAAGUUUGCAUUCUUUUAUUUAUUUAUUUAUUUUUUUAAUUUUGUGUCUGUUGUUCACUGAUUUGUGUCAAAUCUCUUCUGUCUUAUAAUGUGUCACACAAUUUUUUUUUCAAAAAACAAACAAAUUAAAAUCUUAACAAAUUACUUUAAAAAGUUAAAUUAAUAAAAAAAUCAGUAUCAAAGUAACUGUGGUUUAUUUAUUUAUUUAUUUAAUUUUGUGUCUCUUGUUCACCAAUUUGUGUUGAGUCACUUUUUUCUCGUAAUGUUUUGCACAAAUAAAAAUUUAUUUAAAAAGGUAAAUUUAAAAUCUUUAAAAAAUUACUUGGGAAAAAAAAAGACCAUUAAGUAAAAAAAAAAAAAAAAAACAAUAAUUGAUCCUGAAUCAUUUUUAGCAUAUGUGUGGAGUUUUUUUUUAUGUUAAAAGAAAACUUCUUGGAAAUUUAACAGAUACAUUAAGGUGUAAGGUACAACUUUGUCCAUGUGAGUUGUUGAUCUCGACACGAACAGAAAGUUCCGCACAGGAGCUUUAAAAUUGUCAUAUACUUCUUCUUCUCUUGUUUUUUUCUGUCUAACAUUCAACAUUAAAAACCGACGUGAGCUGAAAAGAUGUCGACAGGAUUGAAACGGUUCAACAUUUCCUAAUAAAUUCAGAUCCUGAUAUCAUGACGGCACCUGUGUCUGGAUGUCACUCGCUGAUUUAUGUCGGAUGCUGGCGUCUAGUGUUUUGUAGUUGCAGUGUCAGGAGCUGACAUGACAUUUCCUGAUGACAUUUCCAUUUUUCUCCCCCCCGCCCCCGUUCCCUCUUUUUUUUUUCAGUACCGUGCAGCCCUGCUGAGCUUGAUGGUAGAUACAGCCGUCAUGCUGGGCGCUCCACAGAAAGCAGCUCUGACCCAGAUGGAAAAGGCUCUGGCUUUUGAGACCAAACUGGCUCAUGUAAGGACAUCAUGUCAGAUAAACUCAGUCCAGGAUUUAGAAAAAGGUCUCAGUGGUUCUGGAGCCCAUUAAAAAACUCUGUCAAAUAUGAAACUGAUUCAACUUAGACCAGCUCUUUUAACUUUACGUCGGUAUAAUGUCACUAAUUCUCUCUGCAGAUCCUGAUCCCCUACGAAAACCGCACCAGUGAGAGCAUGUACAACAGAUACACGCUUUCUCGCCUGCAACGCACCAUACCUCAGGUAGAGUGAUGCAUUUUCUGCAAACCCUACAAACAUACAUGUUUUUUACUAUUAUCUUUACUAUGCAACUGAGUUUUCGAGCAGUGACAGGAAGCUCGUCUAAAACACUGACUCUGAGGACUUGAACCUUAGACCGCCAAAGAUCACUCAGCAGCUGACAGUCAAUCAGUGUGUUUACAUGCAGUUAAAAAAUGAUUAAUUAAUUAUUAUUUAUAAUCUUUAAUUUUUUUGUUUUUGUUUUCUAUCUAUCUAUCUAUUAUUAUUAAUUAAAUUAUUAUUACGUAAACAUCCUUUAAACCCUCAUUCUAACACGGCCUACCUUUGUCCUUUGCCCCGCCCCCUCUGCAGUUUGAUUGGUUGGGUUUCGUCAGAGCUGUGGUGGAGUCCAAAACCGACCCGGCUCGGUCCAUCUCCUCCUCUGAGCCCGUCAUCGUCCGAGCGCCGCAGUAUUUCAAGGACCUGGUCAAGCUCCUGAACUCCACGGAUCCCAGGUAGACACACACACACACACACACACACAAACACACACACACACACACACACACUCUGAGGCCUGAGGGCUCCUGUCUCUCAUUAUCAGUAUAUUAUAGAGUAUAAUGAGAUUACAUGAAGGCUUUUAAUUAAUGGACCUUCUCUCUCCCUCUCUCUCUCUCUCUCUCUCUCUCUCUCUCUCUCUCUCUCUCUCUCACUCUCUCUCUCUCUCUCUCUCUCUCCCUCUCUCUCUCUCUCUCUCUCUCUCUGUCUCUCUCUCUCUCUCUCUCUCUCCCUCUCCCUCUCUCUCUCUCUCUCUCUCUCUCUCUCUCAGGACUGUAGCUAACUAUGUUCAGUGGAGAACUGUGUUUUCCAGGAUCACCACUCUGAGUCGUCGUUUCCUCUACAGAUACCUGGACUACGCUCAGGUCGGCACAUGAACAGUCUUCCUGAAAUCGUCUCUCAUGAGUCUAAGUGGAUAAAAACUCUAUAAAGACAUUAAAUCAUGUGACAUAUGGGCUGUUAAACGUGACUUCUGCAUUAACAGUUGACUCUUUGGGCUGCACAUGUCUGCAAAUCUUUGAAUCUGUCAAAAACCACUUUAUAGAGGAAAAACGGUCCUACAGCCGACGACAACUCCUGCUCCCACGAUCUAAGACUCAUCCUUCGUUAACUUUACUUCCCUGCAACCAUAAAUCUGACAAAAAUGGAUUAAUCUGCACAAAAACCCAAACAAAGAUGAGUGUAAAGCACCAGGAUGGGAACUCUAAACUGUUCUCUGUUUGUUUUAAAUAUUUUAAAGGUUCAUCUACUAUUAAUAAGAGCUGCUCUAGAGAUCAUUCAGAGAGUCGGGUCGGUACCAAAAAGGCUGAUACUGUUCAGUGUUCUCGGUUUGUCCGCCACAAAUCAAAACUGAGGGUUUUAACGCAGAGCUGUGUCAAACCGUGCUUUUAUUUUGAAGGAGAGAUAUUACACAGAUGUUGACCAUUUGCAGUGACGUCUCCUGAGUUUAUCUUCAUAUUUUAUUCAGUAUUUCUUUGACUCUGUGUCUGUUAUUGUACAUGAGCUCUUGGCCUUGUUAUUAAGAGUGUAUUUUAUUUUGGCGGUCUCUCUCUCGCUCUCUCUCUCUCUCUCUCUCUCUCUCUGGUUGUAAACUCUUUAAAUCAUAAAUAAGGACAGGUACUUUAAAAAGAUAAACAGAGACGGAGCUGAGAUUUCAGACUCAUGAUACAAGGUCACUUCGUUUGCAGUUUGUAUUCACGCUUCAUCACUCCUCCUGCAGAAACACGCCGUUAAAUCAGCCGCCAAUUAUUAUUAAGAAACUCAUUAAUAGAUCCGACCUUCAGUUAUGUAACCGCAUUUUAAUUCGGCACCACUACGUCAUCUUUUAAAUAGAGAACGCUUCAGUUUUUCUGUGUUUCUAUAAAUAAAGAUGAAAUUUAGUAUUUUUCCACCAUGACUGACUCGUCACCGUGUCAUUGCCCUCUGCAGGUCACCACAGGAACCACGUCCCUCACGCCGCGCUGGGAUAAGUGCGUUAACUACGUGGAGAACUCGCUCGUCUACGCCACCGGACGCCUCUUCGUCGACACGCACUUCCAGGAGGACAAGAAACACAUGGUGGGUUCAGGUUUCAGACGCGAUCAAUCAACCUGGAGUGUGGGCUGCAUGUUGAAGUUUGUGUGUAUAAGAGUGUGUAACAAAUGUACAGGUGUGUGUGUGUGUGUGUGUGACGUGAGGAUGAUGUAAGAGUGUGUGUUUAUUUACAUGAGCUGUUUGUGUUCUUUGGUUGAUUUAUGUUUGUGUCACCUUGAAUUUACAUGACAUGAAAUCUAAUUAGUGUGUGUGUGUGUGUGUGUGUGUGUGUGUGUGUGUGUGUGUGUGUGUGUGUGUGUGUCAGAUGGAGGAGCUGAUCGAGGGCAUUCGUUGGGCGUUCAUUGACAUACUGAAGAAGGAGAACGACUGGAUGGACCCGCCGACCAAAGAGAGAGCCAUCGAGAAGGUCAGACGGAGAGCUGAGAGACGAAACUCAGAGUUUAGAAAACCUUUAAAGGGAUAUUCCGACAUAAAAUUAAUUUAGGGUCAAACACCGAGUUAGACCCAGAGAUGAAUGUUGUCGACCGCUUACUUCUCUAGUUAUACCAACUUUAGUAACGACCGCAGGAUAGCAAUACAGAGAGCCACGCCCCCAACCAAAACGCCACUCUAUAGCCACAAAUAAUGCUCAGAACAGCACCUAACUUCAUCAACAGGACAUAUAGGGUCACAGACAUAGUACUAGACACCAAACAUCUUUUUAACUUUGACUCAUUUCUUUAGCAAAGAGACUAAACACAACUCACCUGCUCUCUUCCAGCAGACGCUUGUUUGUAGUGAGACCUCGGGCCAGUCCAUUAGGGACUACAGCGGGGUGACGCAGCUCAAGGAAGAACAUUUAUGAUCAUUUCUUUAUCAUUUCCUUGAAGUAAUAAUCACCAUAUUAAUCAUUUUACAGACGCGGUAGUUCUUCUGUCUUAGCGUCUCGGUCUGAUUGUAUUUCCAUGGAGAAAUGAUCAGGUGUUUGAGAUUUUUACUUGUUUGGAUUUUUUAUUAACUGAAUGAAAUAAAGUAUGAAAAUGAAAAAUGAAGAAAAUUAAAGAUAGAAAAGUUAAAGUAUGAAAAAUUAUGGCGCCCCCUGUGGACAAAGCUCGUCCUCUACAUGCAUGAGUAAUAUUCACUUCAUCCUCCCUGCAUCUGUUCAUGCAGAUCUUGUUUGUCUGGGAAUAAAUCUGUCAUAUUCUCAAAACCCUCAUCGACCAAACCUUGACCACAUUUUCAACAUUUUUCAACGGUCUCAUCUCAAGUGUUUCCUGAUUCCGACACGAUGACAAACUUCACAUCAAAGUUUCACUAACAGCGUUUUUAAACAUCAACAUCAACAAGCUCAAAACGAAGAUUUAACUUCGCUGUCUGUGCUCGAACAUAAAGUGAUUGAAGUUCUGAGUCUGACAGAUCUGUACCGUGUCGUCUCUCAUCUCUCCGUCUGUUUCUUUCCUCUGAUGGAGCGAGUUUCUCCUUGAACUGAAUCACUUCUGCUUGAACAGCUUUCAGACAAAGACACUUGAAAACAUCAGCAGCUGAACCGACUCCAGUUUGGAGUUACGAAGACUUCAUGUACUCAGAUCCUCUCAGAACUUUCAUACUUCGACUGUUUUGUUCUCUGUUUGAAUAUCUUCGUCUGUUUUCUGGAUUUCUCCAGGCUCACGCGGUCUUGGCUAAAGUCGGUUACCCAGAGUUCAUCCUGAACGACACCUACCUCAGUGAAGACCUGAAGCAGGUCUGUGUGUUUUAACGCCGUCUUUGUUUUCUGACUCUUCCUCUGGCGUACUUUGUUAACGUCUUUUUUACCCGUGUCUGUUUCAGCUAGAGUUCGAUGAGAAGGAUUACUACGGGAACGUGAUGCAGACGCUCAAGUUCAUCGCUCAGUCCGAUCUCGCCUGGCUGCGGAAAAGUGUCCCGAGGACAGAGUAAGAGGCGACGCAGACGUUUGUCGACACGCUGUGUGACUCUAUUUUGAUGAUUUUGUGUUUUUGUUGCAGGUGGUUUACCAACCCCACGACUGUAAACGCUUUCUACAGCUCCUCCACGAACCAAAUCAGUAAGACACAUCCUCGGGUCCAUCACUCAGAGUCUGAUCUUUCAUUUCUGAAGGAGGCGACACGACACCUCAGCGGUUUUAAUUAAGUCUCUGCUCAUGACAGUUUUUUUUCAGGGGAUUAUUCUCCCCUAAAGAUGGCUGAGUCUGCAGUUUACAGUCAGGAGAGAUCGAGAAUUUGCAUAAAAAAUCACAUAAAGAGUUGACUUUAUAAAACAGGGGGAGUCUGAUCUGUUUAAUAAAAGAUUUUCAGCAACAAAUCAGAAAUAAACAGGAUAAUUAAAGGUUUUUAAAAAGUGACCCGACCUUGUGAGGAGUCACUUCUGCUCGGAAACACAAACAAAAAGCUGUUUUUUUAAUAUUUUGUCUUCUAGGAUUUCCUGCCGGAGAGCUUCAGAAACCUUUCUUCUGGGGACGCGAGUAUCCAAGGUGAGAUCUGUGAGAAAAACGACACGCUCUGCUAACGAAGCGAAGAAACGCCACCUCAUGAUUUUACCCAGGAGCGAGGUGACACUGCGAGACGAUAAUUAUUCUGACGCAGAGACAGAGAAGAGGUGUAUCAUUGAGACCUGUGUGUAAACACCAGCGUUUAAAGAGCGACCUCAUUCCCAACAUUAGAGUAAUAAAUAUAUAUGUUUCUCAGUAUGAAUAAAUAAUUCACAAAUUAAUCAGAUUUUUAGAGUAAAAGAGAAGAAAGCAAAAAAGAAAUUAAAGCUGCUAUAAGGAACUUUUAAUUUGUGUUGGUUUUGGCGCCCCCUGUGGACAAAGUGACACCUCUUACCUCUUGCCAAAGUCAUUUUUCAUACAAAUAAAUAAACUAUUGUCUGACGUUCCCAUUUGAUUUUAAAGGUCAUAAAGGGUCAGCGGUGUCAGUUUUUGGUUAUUUCUCAAGAGUCUAAAAACUCCUCACUGUGCCUUUAAUUAUUAGUUUCUGAUUGUUUCUAAAUCCUUUUUUAUAUUUGAGUUAUUUUAAUCCAGAGAACAUUAAAAAUCACAGUUUUGGUCGUCUUAGAUCUUAUGAAUAUUUUACAUCCAAAGAUUUUGACAUGAGCGAUCUUAUUAGAUCUGUUUUCACACAAUUCUUGAUUUUAAAAUAUCCGGUUUGAUUCUGAACAUAGAAAGACAAAUUUAAAGAUGGUGAGAUCCAGACGUUAUCUGUCUGUUUGUGUGGAGCUCCUAAAAUCAGGAUUAAUUCUCAGCUGAAAGUUAGAAUAUCAAACUUUUAAAGUCUGUUGACUUUUUACUGAAAAAGCUUUUUUGGAAAAGACACGGUAGAGAGUCUUAUUUUGUAUGUAAAACACUUUGUGAGCGUUGUGACUGCUUUAUAAAUCAAAUUAAACUGUUUUUGUUUUAAAGGUCUUUAAGUUACGGCGCCAUCGGGGUCAUAGUCGGACACGAGUUAACGCACGGCUUUGACAACAACGGUAAAAACACCAGAUUUAAAAUCACCCAAAAUUAAUAACAGAUUUUAGACUUAGUGAAGCUGCAGUUUAUUUAAUGUUUUUUAUUAACAGGCCGCAAGUACGACAAAAACGGGAACCUGGACCAGUGGUGGAGCAACUCGUCUGUGACGGCCUUCACUGAGAAGAACCAGUGUAUGAUCGACCAGUAUAACAACUACCACUGGGAGGAGGCGGGCCUUAACGUAAGAGAUUUACUCUUUAACAAACUGGAUUUAUCCAAUUCAGUCUUUAUAAUUUACUAUAUCAUUUCAUUUCAGGUGAGAGGGAAGAGGACUCUGGCAGAAAACAUCGCAGAUAACGGAGGAAUACGAGAGGCUUUCAGGGUACCAUCUUCUUGAAUUAUCUGCCUCUGCGAGUUUAUUUUAGUCUCGACAAAUCUAUAUAGUCAUAGAUUUGUCUUAUUAGUUCCAAGUGUAACUUAAUUUAUUCUGUAUGAUAUUAGCUGCUCCUGUGUGUUUUAUUAUGAAUCUGUAUUUUACUGUAUCUAAACUGUCGUGAGUGUAGAAGGACUCUGUCUUGAUGCCGUUUUAAGAGAAAGAGAAAGAGAAAAGAGUCGAGUCUUUGUCUUUGUCGUUGUGUUCAGGCGUACAGGCGGUGGGUGGAUGAGAGCAGAGGUGGUGUGGAGGAGCCUCUGCUGCCAGGAGUCGGUUUGAACAACAACCAACUCUUCUUCCUCAGCUACGCACAUGUAAAAAAAAACACACACACACACACACACACACACACACUAUUUUUACAAAUUCACCAGCUCUUUCACCUGCUACAACAUUUCUGCAUUGAUAACUAAAUAUACUGGCAUUUCUUUGGUGAGAAGCUUCUUUACCGAUCACAGGAAAUAAACGUAUAAAACUAAAAAAAAAAAAAAAAAAACGUGUUUAGUUCCUUCAAGGAUUUCAACACUGUGUGAAACUUCAACCACAUUAAAAAUAAUCUUUAUUCUGUUUGAGGAUGUUUGACAUAAAUGACUUUUCUUUUCUCACCUGUGUAUGGAUAUAAAAAAAAUUUAAUGACUUUUUUUAAGAGGUUGAAGAAAUUUGGAAAUAUUUGGUAAUUUUUAAAGCAAAAUUUCAUAAAGUUUGAAUUGGAAAUUUUUGUUAGAUUUGACAAUGAUGUGUGAAUAUUUAUGAUAACUUGUUUUUAAAUAUUUAAUAAUUUAAAAUAUUUUAUGCAAUUAAAAAAAAUGUGAAAAAGAUUGCAAAAACUUUGGUGGGUUUUAAAAGACAUUUUCAAAAUUUUCUUCUGAAAUUUUCAAGUUUUCAAAAAUUUCGGGGAAUUUUCAAAGAAAUUUUUUGUGACUUUUAAUAUUUUUGUCUGUAAAUAGUUAUAGUAAAAGUCAUUUUUGAGAUGUCCAGGAUUUUUCUAUGUGAUUUAUUGAAGAAGUUUAGACUCUGGAUGAAUUUGUAAGAUUAUUUUAUCUUAUCUUCUUUUACAGUUGCAUUUUUUGAAAAUUUUGGAGUUUGGAGAACUUUCUAAAAAAUGUUUUGUAUUUCCUUCACAAAAAAAAAUCUAUAUUUUUCUUAACUAACAAAUUGUUUUUUUUAGAAUUAAGAAUUUUUUUUUUUUCUGAAUAAACCAGAUAUUCACUUUGUUCAUGUAGAAAAAACAUCAAUUUUAUUUUUCCAAUAAAAUCUUCUCAUAAUUCUUCGAUAAAUAUUUCAUUAAUUCAGAAAAAGGGCUGAACUUUUUAAGUUGCAAAAAACUAAAUGGAGCAAAAUUUAGUUUCAUUAACAUUUUUUCAUAAUUAUGUGAUAAUUCUCUUGUUAAUUGAGAAAAUCGGAGCAGAUUUUUUUCUCUCUUUUGUGAAUCUAAUACACUCAUGUAACUUUCAAUGAAAUCGAGACAGAAACUUGUAAUGGGAUUUAUUUUCGUAUUUUUAAGAAUUUAUGUCUCCUUAGUGUUAUCCACAUAUGUCACAAGAUUCAUCAUCUAUAAAUAUGUCACACAUGUGUAUUUAAAUGUAUGUUUGCUAAAUUUAAAUACACAUUUAAUUAAAGUGUAAUAAUAAAAAAGCAUAAAAAUUUUGAAAUUUUCCAUCUUUUGUAUUUUCUGCUGCAGGUCAGAUGUAACUCGUACAGACCAGAGGCCGCCAGGGACCAGAUCCAGAGUGGUGCUCACAGUCCGCCAAAGUACAGGUGGGUACACACACACACACACACACACACACACACACACACACACACACACACACACACACACACACACUCUGAUUUAAUCUGACCUCUGACCUCCGUGAUCGCUGUUGCCCUGCAGAGUUAUCGGAGCGAUGAGUAACUUUGAAGAGUUUCGGAAAGUGUUCAGCUGUCCGGAGUCCUCAGUCAUGAACCGAGGCGCACAGUCCUGCCGGGUAUGGUGACCUUUGACCUCAGCUUUGUCUCCUGAUCCGGGUGUCAGGACUUUUAAUGAAGCGCCGGUAAAAACGCCGGACUUGGCCGCCACAGUGUCCAUGAUGUGGAAACGAUGAAGCAGACACGUUCUGGUGAAGACUCCGGCGCUGUUCGGACACGUUUGGAGAAAACUGACAGGAGUGUUUUUUUAACGGGCUGUUGUUUACUUUCACUGCCAUCAAUCUCUCACUUUUUCCACUGGUUCAUCACAUGCACAUAUUUCAGCUACUGCUUAAAUUAAGACUGAAGCUAACCGCUGAAGACUGUAAUUUAUGGAUCAUUGGAGUGUUGUACAAAAGAGCUUUAUAUGUACUUUAAGUCUGAUUUGAUAAAGCUAGGAUCUGUCUUUUGGAAAUAAAAUGUUUAUAUGAAAUAAAA
This is a messenger RNA of Xyrichtys novacula (pearly razorfish), 22240 nucleotides long. The record is from the annotation of a GenBank genome assembly. Lineage: Eukaryota; Metazoa; Chordata; Actinopteri; Labriformes; Labridae.